Nerophis lumbriciformis (worm pipefish) is the source of this 2013-nucleotide messenger RNA. Lineage: Eukaryota; Metazoa; Chordata; Actinopteri; Syngnathiformes; Syngnathidae. The record is from RefSeq and is a predicted model, not a curated record.
AUGGUGCAGCUUCCUCCUUCCCCAACAAUGGGUGUCACCAUCACUGGUGAGCUGUCAGAGGACAGGAAGGAAACCCAGGAUGGUACUUGCUUUGAAUUCCCCACUGCAUAUUAUGAGUACGAAAGCUACAUUGAAAACGGACUCAUCUGCCUCAAACACAAAGUUCGCAACUUGGAGAAAAAGAAGUUAAAACUGGAACACUACAAGAGACGCCUGGACAGGGGUGAAGCUCUUAAUAAAGACCAAGUGGCUGCUGUUGCUACAUAUGAGCAAGUCGUACACAACUUGGAAUUUGCCAGGGAGCUCCAUAAAGUUCUGGAUAGUUUGACUCAAAGCCUUCUGAGAUCCCAGAAGAAGGCCUUGAAGAAGGAGCAGCUUGUAAAGAUGGAGGCGGACAGGAGACGGCUAAGCACUGUGCUCAAAGUGCAACAAAUCCUAACAGUCAUCCAAGAGGAGCACGUCCAAAAAGACCUGCUGAACGGACGUAACCAAGCACCUUACUUACCAGAACAUCGCUUGAACAGCCUGAGCCAGCUGGCCAAUUUGCUCGGAGCGAGGCAAGACGACAGACUCGGUUCACAGCAACGGAUGGAGCGAGCGGCUGGGAUAUACAUGGACCUUUUGGAGGGAAAAGAAGAAGCGGUGGCUGGAUCCACAUUCAAAUCCCUGAAAGAAGAGCUUACCAAAUUAUUCAACUACAAUUACUUCUUUCGUCUUCCACCCAAAGCAACUCAAGCAAUAGUAAAAGUGACACACACUGCAAUUUCCAAGGAGCUGGAUGUUCAAAAGGGAUUCCCUGGAAUUCUGUUCAAUUCUUCCACAUUACCCAAAGACCCGACCAUGAGAAAGAAACACUUGGAGGACUUGAUGACAGAGAUCCACGGCUCGUUCAAUUUCAUACAGGAUUCUCUUCUCGAUUAUGAUUCGUCUUCAGAAAACGGACAUUACAGUUUUACAAGGGAGCCGUCGGAGUUGUCUUCACCUCCAGCUUUAAGAAACUCUAUUGAUGUUUUGCCCAAAGAAAUGCAUUCUACCCCGCUCCCUGCCAGGAUACUGGACUCUAAAACCGCUCUGACAAAUGUGGACCAGUGCCUAAAAAACUACAGGGUGGAGAUUUCUUCAAAUGAGUCCCUGCAUUUGCCUGAACAGAAAACAUUAUCAUCCCCGUUGUUUUGUACCCAAGAGCCGGCAAUCACUGUCAGUUUGAAGUCUCAUUUGAAGUCUGAUUUUCCGAUGCAAAAGAUCCAUUGAACUCAUGUUUCAGUACUUCAGGUAGAGCCUAAGUGUGCUAAUUCCAGCACCCAAACACCACCUGAGUUUGCGGCCUUUGAAGAUGACGCGCAAACAUGCGUUUUCCAGAGCAAUUUCGGGCCGCUAUGCGUUUCCAAGGACUCUCAGUCUCAACAUGUCUGUGGGUGUGGAGGACAGCAUCAUUCCAGUGUCUGGCGUAACGCCUCGCAAGUAAGCAGCCCAGACCAGGAAGAAGAAUUCACAGCGGUGGAUUCAGGACACGGAGAUUCCCUUCCAGUCUCCCUCAUGGAGGUUCCACACAGUCCUCACAGACACGAUCACGCUUCCGUACUUCCCGUGCAUCUCUACCCUCUUUCCCAGCCACUUCGAGUUGCUUUCACAGCCUCCCGCACAGCUAAUUUUGCGCCGGCCAACCUCGACCAGCCUAUAAUUUUCGAUCAGCUACACAGCAACCUCGGAGAGAUGUUCGAUACCCACAUCGGUCGCUUCACCUGCCCCGUUAACGGAAUAUACGUUUUCAUGUUCCACAUCCUGAAGCUGGCUAUUAACGUGCCACUUUACAUCAACCUCAUGUGCAAUGAAGAGGUCAUGGUGUCGGCGUACGCCAACGAUGGCGCGCCGGAUCACGAGACUGCGAGCAACCACGCCAUCCUGCCGCUCUUCCAAGGAGAUCAGGUUUGGUUGAGGUUGCAUCGUGGCGCUAUAUACGGAAGCACCUGGAAGUAUAGUACAUUUUCAGGUUUUUUACUUUACCAAGACUGA